Monosiga brevicollis MX1 is the source of this 1190-nucleotide messenger RNA. RefSeq lists its product as uncharacterized. Lineage: Eukaryota; Choanoflagellata; Craspedida; Salpingoecidae. The record is from RefSeq and is a predicted model, not a curated record. The transcript is spliced from 7 exons. Bases 6 to 1103 code for a protein of 365 amino acids.
UCGAAAUGCAUGCUGGCCUCGCAGAUCUUCUCGUCACCACAGCCAGUGCCCUCGACCAGGGUCAUUGGCGGCCGUUGACCGAUGCGGGCCUGGACAUGGUUGUAAUCGAUGAGUUUGAUGCCAUUUUUGAUGGCGCUCAUGACCAAGGCGCCUGGCGACUGCUUCAGCGUGCCAUCCCCCAUGCCUUUCGCAAUGGCCGCCGCAAGGACGCUUCUUCGUCGGGCUCCUCACCUCUUCCCGUGUGCCUGGUGUGCCUGCCUUUCUACUGCCCAGCAACGCGCGUCCUCUUCACUGGAGCCACCUUGCCCGACCGUGGCGACCGCAGUGUGAUGAGCUUGCUCCAAUAUCGACUGCCCGGUCUACAUAUCAUCCGCACCCCACAACUACACAAACCGCGACAGCGCCUGCGUCAAACGCUCAUUCGCUUGCAGGAUGCCGCUCUUUCUGACAGCGCUCGUGCGGCAGAAGUCCAACGGGUACUGCAACAAAAGUGCGCUGGAAAACGCACCAUCGUGUUUUGCAACACUGUCAAGCAAGUAACUCAACUCUGCGCAAACCUGCAGGACACCAACGUGAUUGAGUACCAUGGCAAGCUUCCCAAAGCCAUUCGCGAGCAGCGCUUGGCGGCAUUCUGUGCCGAUCCCACGGCCACAAUUGUCAGCACGGAUCUGCUGAGCCGGGGUCUUGACUUGCCCGUUGAUGCGGUGAUUCAGGCCUACUUUGCCACUGUAAGCAACUUGCUCAUUCCGUGCUCACGUGUGACAUCCGCAAUCAAAGAAGCAAUCUUACCCCCGCCAUCCCAUCGACAGAACGUCUCCAUAUAUUUGCAUCGCAUCGGGCGGACAGCUCGUCAUUUUGCACCAGGAGAAGCCAUUUCCCUCUUGGCGGCGGAUGAGGGACAUCUUGCUCGAGCGGUUGAGGAGGCUUUGGCCGCCGAAGCAGCAACGACCCAGGCGUCAAGCCGGGGCAAGGGCAAGGGCAAGGACACGCUCUCGCCAGCCGAGCUGGAGGAGCGCCGUGCCUCCUUGCAAGAUCUCUUCAGCCGGAAACGUGGGCUUCGCCGGCGCGUGCAGCGCUAUGGCAACGCAGCACACCGAGACUGACCCAGGAUCGGUGAUUCUGCCCGUAAGACCACAGCAGAUCCGCGCACUGCUCGGCACUGAGUUACUGACAAUCGAUUUUUGAUUUUU